AUGUUCUCUCGCUACCCUGACUUCAAAGUGCAGGACGGAGGACUGGGUGGAGAGCUUAUGUGUCACAAGUAUAUCUUUCCUAUCAAAACCACAAACUCUCACAACGUAAGCGUCACCAUAUCAAUGAAAAGGUCCAGUGCUGUGACAACUGUGUUUGUGCAGAAAGGGAAGAAUUUACAUCUGGAUGUUAACAAACCUGUUGUUCUAGUAGAAGAUACUGAAUUUAGUUGGACAUACAAUAACAAUUCCAAUGUUGUGAGAUUAUUUAAUGAUACAAGAACAAGAAUAAGUGACAGUUAUAAAGGAAGGGUUGAGUUUUCUGUACAAAGUCAUUCUUUGCUUUUGAAGAAUGUGCAACAAAGUGACAGUGGAGUUUACACUGCACUCAUAAGUGGGGACAAAAACCAACGUGUAGCUGAAUACAAGGUCAUAAUUCAAGAUCCAGUGUCUCCAGUUCAGCUGUCAGUGAAGUCUGUGUCUAACAGCACAGAGUCCUGUAACCUCACUGUGACCUGCAGUACAGAGGACUCUCUCAUCAGCAGCACUUUUAGAUGUGACACCCAAACCUGCAAUCAGGAGGGAGGAGAGCAGUCAGAGGUCACAACCUCUGGUUCUUCUUUCAUUAUCUACCUGUUGAAGGACUCCAUCAUCUGUAACCAUAGCAACCAGGUCAGCUGGACCAGAGACAUGAAGGAGAUUUGGCCUCUCUGCCCUCUAACUGCUGUUCCUUAUCUGGGCACUGCAAUAUCUACUGGGAUCGGGAUCCCAGUUUUCCUUGGCCUUGUCCUUGGCUGUCUAAUCAUAUGUAAGCCCAAGCAUUAUAGUGAUACUGAAAUCUUUCCUGACCAAACUCCUAAUCAGACUGCCACAGUUCUUUCUCCAAACCCCAUCUAUGAUUUGGCAGGAUUUCCUGCUGGACCUGUACAAUCCACGGAGACUGAUAACAUCAUCUUAACAGAGAAAAUGUAUGCUCAAGUCACCAAAGCUCCAAAGUCCAACCGCCACCCAGAACUGAAAAACAUAGAUAAUGACGAUGAUUCGGUCCAUUCACAGGACCAAAUCGUGGCGUGUCAUGAUGGAUUUUAA
This is a messenger RNA of Scomber scombrus (Atlantic mackerel), 1086 nucleotides long. RefSeq names its product CD48 antigen-like. The record is from RefSeq and is a predicted model, not a curated record. The coding region runs from base 1 to 1086 and encodes 361 amino acids. The transcript has 5 exons. Lineage: Eukaryota; Metazoa; Chordata; Actinopteri; Scombriformes; Scombridae.